Messenger RNA from Ascoidea rubescens DSM 1968, 707 nucleotides. It is a transcript of the gene RPL25, whose product is annotated as 60S ribosomal protein uL23. The record is from RefSeq and is a predicted model, not a curated record. The transcript is spliced from 2 exons. Bases 93 to 530 code for a protein of 145 amino acids. Gene Ontology annotation, cellular component: ribosome; cytosolic large ribosomal subunit. Lineage: Eukaryota; Fungi; Ascomycota; Saccharomycetes; Ascoideales; Ascoideaceae. Gene Ontology annotation, molecular function: structural constituent of ribosome; rRNA binding. Gene Ontology annotation, biological process: translation; ribosomal large subunit assembly.
ACGAUACAUUGAAGAGCUAGAGCAGAUCAAGACAGUCUUGUAAUAUAAUUCAAUAUAAGUUAAUAACAUAAAUACAUAAUAUAUCAUACCAAAUGGCUCCAACUAAUAAAUCUACUAAGGCUCUUAAUGCCAAAAAAGCUGUUGCUAAAGGUGUAAACUCCAAAAAAAUUUUAAAAGUUAGAACUUCAACCACUUUCCGUUUACCAAAAACAUUAAAAUUAUCAAGAAAUCCAAAACGUAUUUCCAAGUCUGUUCCACAUUACAAUAGAUUAGACUCUUAUAAAAUUAUUGUUGCACCAAUUGUCUCUGAAACUGCCAUGAAAAAAAUUGAAGAUUCUAACACUUUAGUUUUUCAAGUUGAUUUAAAAGCCAAUAAAAAUCAAAUUAAAACUGCUGUAAAAGAUUUAUAUGAAGUUGAAGCUUUAAAAAUCAAUACUUUAAUUCGUCCAAAUGGUACCAAAAAAGCUUAUGUUAGAUUAACUGCUGACUACGAUGCUUUAGAUAUCGCUAAUAAAAUUGGUUACAUUUAAUUGAUUAAUCAACUUAUUAACUUAUUUCUAAUUAGUCAUUUUAUUUUAAGCUCAAUUUACUUUUAAUCUUAAUAUACAUAUAUACAAUUAAUUCAAUUUAUAUAUAGCUAUAUUAAAAUUAAUAUUAAAUACUAUAAAAAAACAGGAAACUUAAAAAAACUUAAAAUUCAAAAAUAG